Messenger RNA from Xenia sp. Carnegie-2017, 2237 nucleotides. Its product is annotated as thimet oligopeptidase-like. Gene Ontology annotation, cellular component: mitochondrial intermembrane space. Gene Ontology annotation, molecular function: metalloendopeptidase activity. The coding region runs from base 31 to 2034 and encodes 667 amino acids. The transcript has 25 exons. Gene Ontology annotation, biological process: proteolysis; peptide metabolic process. The record is from RefSeq and is a predicted model, not a curated record. NCBI's taxonomy places the organism in Eukaryota, Metazoa, Cnidaria, Anthozoa, Malacalcyonacea, Xeniidae.
UUUUGGAGGAUUUUCUUAAAAGUAAAGUGAAUGGAGAAUUUAGUGGGAAUAUCUUGCAUAAAUUGGACUUUAUCUGCGUCUGAAAUACGACACGAAACAAAUAAGCUUAUUGAUAAAACUAGAUCGGUUUAUGAUGAAAUUGGUUCUUUGACAACGGCGGAAGUUUCUUUUGAGAAUACAAUCAAGUAUUUAGGAGAUCAUAUGGCAUACCAUUGUACCAUACAGAAUAUUGUGGAAUUCUUGCAGCAUGUUUCACCAGAUAGUUAUAUUCGUGAAGCCAGUACACAAUCAGAUAAAAAGAUUUCAGGAUUCUUAAUUGAAAUGAGCAUGAGAGAAGAUGUUUUCAAUAAUCUGGUAUUUUUACAGAAAAACAAAAAAGAAACUUUAAAAGAUGCCGAGUCCGUUAGAUAUCUUGAGCGAUUGAUCAAAGUUGGGAGGAGAAACGGUGUGCAUCUUUGUCAAGAAUUAAGGCAUCAAUUAAAAGAAAUAAAGAAGACAACAGGCGAACUUUGUAUUGAUUUUGGAAAGAAUUUGAAUGAUGAUAAUACGAUUUUGGAAUUUUUUGAAAACGAUCUCACUGGUCUUCCUUCAGAAUUUGUUGAAAGCUUAGAAAAGAAUGAAAACGGUGCUAGAAAGAUCACACUAGAGUAUCCCCAUUACUUCCCUGUUAUGAGAAAGUGUUCAAAUCCUAAAAUUCGUCAAGCUAUAGAGAAGGUGUUCAAUUCCAGGUGUUUAAAGGAAAAUACUGAAAUAUUGGAACAGUUGGUUGAUCUACGACAAAAAAUGGCGACAAUACUCGGUUAUUCAACUCAUUCAAGUUACAUUCUCGAAAUGAGGAUGGCUAAAACACCGGAAACCGUUGCAGAUUUUCUUUCAGAUCUCACUCGUAAAUUGAGAUCAUUAGGUGAAGAUGACCUAAAGACGAUGCUUGAUCUGAAACAUAAAGAAUGCAAAGAACUUGGCUUCGAUUUUGAUGGAAAGAUAAAUGGUUGGGAUUUGCGAUAUUAUAUGAACAAAAUAGAAGAAAUCAAAUAUGCUGUUGAUCAAAGUAAAAUCAAAGAAUACUUUCCAAUGUCCUUUGUGACAAAUGGUCUUUUAUCAAUAUACCAGGAACUUCUUGGAUUGAAAUUCGAAGAAAUUAAGAAUCCUCCUGUUUGGUGCGAUGAAGUGCGCAUGUUUAGUGUAAAAGAUAGUGAAUGUGGUGAACUAUUGGGAUAUUUUUAUCUCGAUUUAUUUCCAAGAGAAGGCAAAUUUGGACACGCCGCAUGCUUUCCUAUACAGCCCGGUUGCAGACUAGCUGAUGGAUCGAGACAGCUUGCCGUUGCGGUGAUGGUUGCAAAUUUUACGAAGCCAAGUUCAGAUCGACCUUCGUUACUGAUGCAUACUGAAGUAGAAACUUAUUUCCACGAAUUUGGUCAUGUGAUGCACAGUUUGUGUAUCAAAGUUAACUAUCCCAUAUUCAGUGGAUUGAAUGUCGAACGUGAUUUUGUGGAAGCACCGUCACAGAUGUUGGAAAACUGGUGCUGGGAAAAGGAACCUCUAAGGAGAAUGUCGUCGCAUUUUAAAGACUCCACGCCGCUACCUGAGGAAAUGUUGGAUACUUUAAUCAAGUCACGUUACGCAAAUGUUGGUGUUAGUAAUUUAAGACAGAUACUACUUGGAAGUUUUGAUCAAGCCAUCCAUACUCGAGGAAAGGCUGACACUGCAAACAUAAUGGCAAAGCUUUCCCAGGAGAUUUUGCAAGUUGCCGCCACUCCAGGAACUAAUAUGGCUGCAUCAUUUGGUCAUUUAACCGGAGGAUAUGACGCCCAAUACUACGGUUAUCUUUGGAGUGAAGUUUACUGUAUGGAUAUGUACCACAGUCGCUUCAAGAAAGAAGGAAUUAUGAACGCUAAAGUUGGAAAGGAAUACAGGCGUUGUAUCUUAGAGCCAGGUGGAUCUCUGGACGCAAUGGACAUGUUGCAAAAUUUCCUUGGUCGUAAACCAAACAACAAAGCUUUUUUGAAGAGCAAAGGAUUGAACGUUGACGUUUGAUUGUGUAACAUAUCAGUUAGAAGGAACAACUCGCGUAUACGUUAAUUCUCAUUUAUUUAUUGACAUCAAUGUUAUAGUUGUAGAAAUGUACGAUCAUUGCAUGCGUAAAGCAACGCUAACUUUUCGUUUUAAAGUGCUCAAGAAACAAAAUUUUCAUCUUGAAUAAAAAAUCUCUUACGAAAGGUACCGUUUGACGAAAAAAA